AAGAAACGUUGUGCUUGCGUACGUAUAUAUAUAUCCUGUUGUAGCCUAACGGCUAGCUCAGUGAGUAACGGCUACCUGUUUUGAAAGCACACCUUUCAAAAUAAUAAUAUUAUAAUGCUCUAAGUUCAUAUGCUUUUCCUAUGCUCCCAUCAAACACCCCAGUUGUGCCAAACCCUAUGUUUUCUACUUCCAUAGGAUUCAGGUGGGUAGGGCAUGUCAAUCCUCUAAUUUUCCUAUUCCUCCAUUUUUCCUUUCCUAUGAAUCAAAGAAGGCCUUAACCUCUACAUCCCGUAUCUAAUAAGAUGGAUAUGUAUGAGAAUAUUAAAUAUACUAUUAACGUGAUUAAUAUUGAACUCUUAAAGUUAAUGUGGCCCCGUUGCAACGCACCGGCGUUCUUCUAGUAGAUAGUAGAGAUAGAGAUAUAAUAUAAGUAGAGAUACUAUACUACAGUACAAGAAAAAAAAACUCGAGUCACGAAUCACGACCCACAACCCGGCCCCUCCACCCCAACCCCCGGCAUGGAAGCCGACCGCGUUUUCGCCGGAGCCAUCCGGAAAAUCCAGUCGCGCCGAAGCCAAAUCGACCGCCGACGGACCCGUCUUGAUCAAGAGCGCCAGCGUCUCUUGGAUAAGCAAUCGGAGCUCCGCGGCCGUACCGAAAAGGGUGUAGCCAUAGGAGCCUCGGGCAAUCUUGAAGCUCGACGUAUCAAGAGCGAACUCCAAGAUCUCGAGAAAAAGUACACCCGUCUCAACCACGAGGAGGCAGAUCUCCGCAGGGAAGAGCGCGACAUCGACCUCCACCUCGGCGCUUGUCCCGCCGGCCAUACACCGUCCUCUUCGCGUGAAACUAGGUCAACUGGAUCUGCAACUCAUGUGCGGCAGAGUGUUUUGUAUUCGGUCCGAAGGGAACCUCGAGGCAGAAAAGGACGACCUUCUGAUCAGGGUGGAGGAGCAUACCGGUGAGGUGAGCAGCAGUGAGCUUGAACAUACAAGUCCAGACGUGUCACAGUUCGAUGCCCUGCCGCUGAAUACCACAUCUCCUACACUUAAAUCAGCUGAUAGGCCAACUGGGUCUAAAACUCAUGUAUUCAGUCCGAAGGGGACCUCGAGGCAGAAAAGGACGACUGGUGGAUGAGCAUACCCAUGAGGUGAGCAGCAGUGAGCUUGAACAUACAAGUACAGACCUGUCUCAGUUCGACGCCCUGCCGCUGAUUAGCCCACCUCCUACACUUCAAUCAGCUGAUAGGGUUGAGGAACAUUCUACCAAGGCGAGAAGCUGUGAGCCUGGCGGUACAAGUGCGGACCUGUCAAAAGUUGAGGGCAUUUCGCUGAAUGUCACAUCUCCUGCAUAUGAAUCAACUGAUGGGGUUGUGGUGCAUGCCAGCAACAUAGACAGCAGUGCGCUUGAUUCUACAAAUGCGAAGCAACCAGCUGUUCAGGAAGCAUUAUCCUUGAAGUCAGAAGAAACGUGGCGGGAAAUAAAUGAAUACCUUGCUGAGCAUACAUAUAGUGACAUCUGGGAGGCCUUGGUUGCUGUGAAAAAUGGCUUCUGCGACCCACCCAAAAAGGUUUCCUACCCCAACAAACAGUCAUCAGAAAAGCUUGCGUUACCUGAUUCACCAGAGUCUCCACAUCGAUUGGAUGCUCAAUCCUUUCAGACAAAAAUACAGUGUGGAGAAUCUACAGAACAAAUCACUAAAAACGGGAAACUAUGGAUGGAGAAGGAAGUCAUGAAGGCUUUUAAGAAGUGCAUCAUAGUAAAGGAGGGAUUGACUGGUGUGGACUUUGAACUAGAUGAGCUUCUGCAUCAGUGUUUCAGUGUGGAGACAUAUGACAAGAUCUUCCACCACUAUAACUUUACGUGAAGAUCAAGAAAGUUGGUUCAGACAAGUGGGCAUCAUCAACUCUCUAUUUUGCGCAAGUGAAGGAAAUGUAUGGUCAAAAGUUUUACUUCUGUUACCCACUGGAUCCAAAUGAAGAUGGUAUCUGUUACGCAUGCCAGAAUCAGGGGAUGAAUGCAUUGCAGCACCCUGCUGUUCCUAUCGGAUACGAGACUGGCCGGCCUGAUGCGGGAUGUCCCUUUGUUGAUGACGACUCUGAUGAUGGUGGUAUAGGAGACAAUGACGCGUGUGUGCGGGCCUUUGAACAGGUCUUCUGCAACGGACGGUGUCUGUAACAGUGAAUUAUUUUUUCAUGUUAGAAGCAACGGUGACUAGCCUGUGCUUGGGUUGUGCAAACA
Molecule: messenger RNA, 2238 nt
Organism: Triticum aestivum (bread wheat)
Lineage: Eukaryota; Viridiplantae; Streptophyta; Magnoliopsida; Poales; Poaceae
Exons: 11
Coding region: 1082-1864 (260 amino acids)
Source: RefSeq, a predicted model, not a curated record